AUGGGAAACGCUCACGAUGCCAAAGCAAACAUCCUCAUUACAGGCGCAGGCGGUUUCAUCGGCCAAGCCCUAGCAUCUGCCCUACUCAAUGACGAGUCUGUUCAAAAAAUCACCUUGACAGACGUGUCAAUCCCCAAGAAACCCGCCAAUAUAAACACCACUUCCAGCCUGGAAAUCGAAAGUGUUGCCGCCGACUUGACAACUCCUCAAACAUGCGAGCAAAUCCUCAAGCCCGAAUUCACCCAUAUUUACCUCCUCCACGGAAUCAUGUCCGGUCAAGCCGAAGCCGAUUUGGAACUCGGACUGCGCGUCAACAUCGAUUCCAUGCGCUACAUCACGGACGUCCUGCGCAAACAAAAAAGAGGGGCUCCAAUCCGAAUCAUCUUCCCUUCUAGUCUUGCCGUUUUCGGGCCUUCCAAAGAUGGAGAAGUCGUCACAGAGAAGACUAUGCCUUUACCGCAGUCAUCUUAUGGCGCCGAGAAAGCUAUCGUGGAAACGCUUCUGAAUGACUUUUCUCGACGACGUCUGUUGGAUGCGAGAAUCGUUCGUCUACCGACGAUCAUUGUCCGACCUGGUAGGCCGACUGGUGCGGCUUCGUCGUUCUUCUCGGGCAUCGUUCGAGAGCCUUUGAAUGGAGAGACGGGUGUUUUGCCCGUGAGGAGGGAUCUCAAGGCAUGGGUAUGCUCGGCUCGGACUGUUAUCAGAAAUCUGGUCGCUGCUAAAGACAUUCCGGAAGAGCGAUAUAUCGGAGAGAGUCGGAUUGUCAAUCUUCCGGGGAAGACUGUUACUGUUCAGCAGAUGCUAGAUGCACUUCGAGAUGUGGGUGGACAGAAAGCGAGGGAUCUGGUUAAGGAGGAAUUUGACGAGAACGUGGCUAAGAUUGUUGGGCCAUGGCCUGCGGAAUUUGAUACGACGCGAGCGAAGGAACUCGGGUUUCAGGAUGAUGUUUCUUUGGAACAGGCUUUUCGGGACUACAUAGAGGAUUACAUGCAGCGCUGA
Messenger RNA from Pseudocercospora fijiensis CIRAD86, 999 nucleotides. RefSeq lists its product as uncharacterized. The coding region runs from base 1 to 999 and encodes 332 amino acids. The record is from RefSeq and is a predicted model, not a curated record. The transcript has a single exon. NCBI's taxonomy places the organism in Eukaryota, Fungi, Ascomycota, Dothideomycetes, Mycosphaerellales, Mycosphaerellaceae.